Messenger RNA from Ornithodoros turicata, 904 nucleotides. RefSeq names its product UPAR/Ly6 domain-containing protein crim-like (gene crim). The record is from RefSeq and is a predicted model, not a curated record. Lineage: Eukaryota; Metazoa; Arthropoda; Arachnida; Ixodida; Argasidae. The transcript is spliced from 4 exons. Gene Ontology annotation, biological process: positive regulation of voltage-gated potassium channel activity; sleep; regulation of synaptic transmission, cholinergic. The coding region runs from base 183 to 659 and encodes 158 amino acids.
CGUACGGGCUACGGGCGCCGUUGCCGUUGCGGUAGACAAGUUAACUACUACUACCUAUGUAUGCAACCGGUACAACUGACAAAGUACCUGUUGAUUUCAUGAUUGCACCUUAUCGUUUUGAUUGCGCUUGUGUUGUUGUUCAGACAUGUUCUUGAUAAGAUAGUCAACUUGUAUAAACGGAAAUGGAAGCGCUUGAGGUCCUCUUGUUGCUCCUAGGACUUACAGGAAUGGUUUCUGCCGAGAUGUGGUGCUAUUCCUGCAUCAGCAAUCAACCAGGAUGCAACGAAGAGGUCAACUGGUUGAUACACCAUGCCAUCACAUGUCCACAGCCAGACGAUAAGUGUGUCAAGAUCAUUGAAAGGAAAGGAGAGCAAGUCCUGUACACAAGAGAUUGUCUCUCCAACUUGGUGUCAUACAGACACGACAUUCCCGCCGACACUUACGAAGGAUGUCGUCCGGCAGCAGAGGCACCCAAGUUGGCCGUCUAUGUUGACAACAGCAUUAAAGAGCUUGAGCUCAAAAGGGACUAUUACUCAUCGGUUGACUACUGCUUCUGCGAAUUCUACUACUGGUGCAACGGAGCUUCAGUGGUGACGUCCAUGUGGAUCCUUCCGCUUGUACUUGUCCUGACUCAGUUGCGACUUCAUAUGAUUGGCUGACUGAGACGACUCUCAUCAAUCACUGUAUAUAAGUCCCCAUUAUCGCAUCAUAACCCAGAAGCAGGUGGUGGUUAGUUUAUAUCUAAAAUGCAACAUUCCAUUUGGGCAAUAUUCCGUCCAUUUUUAAGCCACCGUGGAAGGUGGUUUCUUUUAUGCGCAACUUCAGAGUAACAUUGAGUGUUACAAGAAUCUCUCUGCGCAUAUUUUGCAGAAAUUUACUCAAUAAAGUACAGUAUACACAUUUU